Annulohypoxylon truncatum is the source of this 2028-nucleotide messenger RNA. Its product is annotated as WD40 repeat-like protein. The coding region runs from base 54 to 1862 and encodes 602 amino acids. The record is from RefSeq and is a predicted model, not a curated record. Gene Ontology annotation, molecular function: protein binding. Gene Ontology annotation, cellular component: Pwp2p-containing subcomplex of 90S preribosome; small-subunit processome. Gene Ontology annotation, biological process: rRNA processing. NCBI's taxonomy places the organism in Eukaryota, Fungi, Ascomycota, Sordariomycetes, Xylariales, Hypoxylaceae. The transcript has a single exon.
CUGAUCUUUGCCAUGCUAAAUUCAACCAAGUAAAACGCAACCACUGAAUCCCAAUGCCUCCAAACCGCCCAAUAGAUGCAAUGGAAGAUGAUGAUCAUACAUCGUCAUCAUCGUCCGGCCACGACUCCUCUGACUUAGCUAGCGACGAUGAACCUACACAGCAGACGCGACGAGCGCAAGUGAUCGAUAAGGACUCCGAUGAAGAGGAACUUGAACGAUUUGUGCUUGGAGACACAGCAAAUUUCCGUGAAAACCUGUUCCUGGACGAGUCGAGAGACAAUGGUGCGGACACUCCCUUUCGAGGCUUUGGCGAUAAAGAGGAAAACGAGCCCGAAUCCGGUUUGGAAGAUGUGGAGGAUGCAGACCUUUUUACGUUUGACGUGGGGGGAGCUGCUCCAAGUGGUGAUAAAGAGCUUAUGGCAACACCCGCUUUGAAGAGCCAGGAAUCUGCUGGCAAGGAGAAACCCGCAUGGGAAGAUAGCGACGACGAGCGCUUGGCUAUAUCACUAGCCGAUGCAACCCAAUUGCGAAAGCUACGGAUUAGUGAGGCAGAGGAUGUCAUAAGUGGCACUGAGUAUACUAUAAGACUCCGACAACAAUACUUGCGUCUCAAUCCUCUCCCUGCAUGGGCACGAGAGACUGAAGAGCGUCCAACCAAGCGUCGGCGGCGAUCAUCCGCCGUUGCAAACGACUCGGACAUAUCAGAGGAUGAGGCGGAUGAUGAAGGAGAUGCAGAAGAAUCUGCGCUGCCACUAGACAAGUUCCUCCGGGAUGCCAGCUCAUUGAAAGAGACUAAAACCCAGAAGUCGAAGAAACUCCGUCCAGAGGUCAUUGACAUUCAAAGAUCUCGUGAUAUACCCGACACACAUAAAGAUGAGGUCACGUCCCUUGCCUUCCAUCCGGAGCAUCCAGUUCUGCUGUCUUCUAGCACCUCUUCCGUGUUGCACUUACAUCAUAUCGCACCAACUGCCCACCCAACGCCAAACCCGCUCUUGACAUCGGUGCAAGUCAAACAAGUUCCGGUUCGGAGGGCGGAAUUUCUGUAUCCUGCCGGAGAUAAAAUUUUCUUCGCUGGACGGCGCCGGUAUAUUCAUUCAUGGGACUUGGCGACCGGAACGAUACAGAAGACCAACAAAAUACAAGGUCACCGACUAGAACAAAGAACUUGGGAGCGCUUCAAGUUGAGCCCUUGCGGUCAAUAUUUAGGGUUGAUCGCUUCGACAAGAAAAGGUGGUGGUAUCAUCAAUAUCCUAAAUGUCGCUACGAUGCAAUGGAUUGCUGCUGCUAGGCUCGAUAGUCGAGGCGGCAUUGCAGAUUUCUCAUGGUGGAGUAACGGCCAUGGCCUCACAAUCUUGGGUAAGGGAGGCCAAGUUGGCGAGUGGAGUAUGGCUGCAAGGCGCUUUCUAGCAAUUUGGCAUGACGAAGGUUCCAAUGGCGGGACUGUUAUGGCGCUAGGAGGCCGCAACGGGCCUGUGGUCCUCGGUGAGGAUCGAUGGAUAGCAAUCGGUUCGAAUAGUGGUGUGACGAACAUAUAUGAUCGACAAGCCUUGAUAUUACCUUCUUCGGACGAUGAACUAGAGAUCCAGGGACGGCCCGAACCGGCUAGAAGGUUCAUGCAACUUACAACGCCGGUUACAAUCCUCACGUUUAGUCCAGAUGGGCAGCUGUUAGCGUUUGGCAGCAAACACAAGAAAGAUGCGCUACGACUAGCACACUUACCUAGUUGCACAGUCUACAGGAACUGGCCAACGGAACAGACACCGCUUGGCAGAAUAUCAAGUGUAGCAUUUGGGAGAAAGAGUGACCUGCUUGCGGUUGGUAAUGAUGGAGGAAAGAUUAGGUUAUGGGAGAUUCGAGGCUAGACAAGAUCACGAGAUAUCACCGUCCACCCCAAUCAAUUCUUAUUCAUACCCCCGCGUAUUCUAUCACUAAAUUCGUCCCAAGUCCAUAACUUGCCCAACUUCGCCAACUUAAUUACCAUAUGUACCAAUCUUAUCUAACAAUUCUAGCCAACAGACUCGCAAGUGG